UCAUUAUUUUCAAGUUUAGAUGAGAUUAGAUAAAUGUGUAAUUGGUAUAAUAUUAUGUAGCUUAUGAAACAGACCUGAGGAAUAAUGAUCAACAUUCAUUCAGCGACGUGGAUUUGUGUGACUCUUCUGACUGUCUACAACUUUAUGGAAUCUCAAUCCGAACAAUUACAGGUGGUUGGUCCAGAAGCUCCUCUUGUUGCUGUAGCUGGUGAAGAUCUGGUUCUGCCCUGUUUUAUCAAACCCAACACCAGUGCUGUGGACAUGACAGUGGAGUGGAUGCGAAUAGAGGAAGUGGCUUCAUUAGUGCAUCUCUAUAGGGAUCAUGAAGACAGAAAUGAAGAUAAUUUGCAGUCCUACAGAGGAAGAACAUCACUUUUUAAAGAGGAGCUACAGAAAGGCAACGCUUCACUCAAACUGUCAGCUCUCCGACUCGCUGAUGAAGGAAAAUAUAAGUGCCUCAUUGAGGACAAAUCCUGGUAUGAUGACAUCACUCUUCAUGUUAUUGUUGAGGUUCUAGGAAGCCACCCAGUGAUAAUGAUGGAGAGUUAUGAUAACUCAGGAGGGAUUAAUCUAGUCUGUGAGUCCAGAGGCUGGAAACCUGAACCUGAUGUUCUGUGGCUGGACAGAGAAGGAGUCACUCUGACUGCUGAAGAUACACAGAUACACAGAGACACUGAGGGCUUCAGUGUGAAAAGCCGCAUCACUGUUUAUGAUUAUAGCGACUCUAACAGGUUUUACUGCAGACUUCAGCAAAAACAUCACAUGAUGGAGACAGACAUUAUCAUCAGUAGUGGCGUCUUUGGUGUUUGGAAGUGGGCUGUCAGCAUUUCAGCUGUAGCAUGUCUUUUUCUUGUUGGACUGAUACUAACUGUGUUUUUUGGCUACAAGAAAGUCUCAGAACUUCAACAGGAGAAGCAAUAUGCAGAACUUCUAAAGAAGAAGAUGUUUAGAGGUAAGAACUAUUUUAACUUCAAUGUUGUAAAAUUAGAGUCUUUCCUGUGUGUGAUUUAUCAGUAAUGUGAUCAAAAAGCAUUAUUUACUUACCCCCAACACUCCCUUACCAACACACACCAACACACACACAUAAUAUAAUAUUUCUCUUUAACAGCUUUACACAUAUCAGCAGAAUUACAGGCACAUUGUUUCUCUGAAUUAAUAAUUAUUUUUGUUGUGUGAAAAUGGUGUGUGUUCGAAGUUCGAAGAGUGAGUGUGCUGGAUGUGGGGGGUCCAGAGUGAUUUUCUUUGCCCUUUUGCUCACUCUGGAGAAGUACAGGUCUUGGAGAGUGGGGAGAGUUGUGCCAAUGAUUCGCUCAGCAGUCCGGACUACCCUCUGUAGUCUUCUGAGGUCAGAUUGGGUGGCUGAGCUGAACCAAACAGUAAUUGAGGUGCAGAGGAUGGAUUCAAUGAUUGCAGUGUAGAACUGUUUCAGCAGAUUCUGUGGCAGGUUGAACUUCCUCAGCUGACGAAGGAAGUACAACCUCUGCUGGGCCUUUUUCACAAUGGAGUCAAUGUGAAUGUUCCACUUCAGGUCCUGGGAGAUUGUGGUUCCCAGGAAUCUGAAUGACUCCACUGCUGUAACAAUGCUGUCCAUGAUGGUGAGUGGGGGGAGAUCAUCUCCACUGUCUUGAGUGUGUUCAGCUCCAGGUUGUUAAGACUGCACCAGACAGCCAGCCGUUCAACCUCCAGUCUGUAGGCAGACUCGUCACCGUCCUGGAUGAGGCCGAUCAGUGUGGUGUCGUCUGCAAACUUCAGGAGCUUGACAGAGGGGUCAUUAGAGGUCGUUUGUGUACAGAGAGAAGAGCAGUGGGGAG
Molecule: messenger RNA, 1811 nt
Organism: Tachysurus vachellii
Lineage: Eukaryota; Metazoa; Chordata; Actinopteri; Siluriformes; Bagridae
Product: butyrophilin subfamily 1 member A1-like
Exons: 6
Coding region: 85-1017 (310 amino acids)
Source: RefSeq, a predicted model, not a curated record